This is a messenger RNA of Erigeron canadensis, 862 nucleotides long. RefSeq lists its product as uncharacterized. Gene Ontology annotation, molecular function: box C/D methylation guide snoRNP complex binding. Lineage: Eukaryota; Viridiplantae; Streptophyta; Magnoliopsida; Asterales; Asteraceae. The record is from RefSeq and is a predicted model, not a curated record. Bases 119 to 739 code for a protein of 206 amino acids. The transcript has 5 exons. Gene Ontology annotation, biological process: box C/D snoRNP assembly.
ACAUAACCUGGCCCUAAAAACAUAACCUAAACAGAACCUGGCCCCUGCCGCUCUCACACACACAGACAGACAAACACAUACACGUAUUUGGUGCGUGUAGUAAUUCCGGCGAGCAACCAUGGGGCCUAAUACCGGAAGCAGCCAAGCUCUUCUCGAUAUAGAAAACAAUACUCACAAUUCCGAAUCAGCACUUCUUGUAUGCAAAAGUGGUGAUGAUCGUCUGUUGAAAAAGCUCGAAGCCGCGAAAGCAAAAGCAAGCUCACUUCCUCUUACCAAACCUACUAUUUCCGCACCUCCUCCUAGCCAAGUUAUGGGAAAACUGAAAGACUUUCUAGGAGUCAUGGCAGAGUCGAACAAAAAGUUGCUGCAAAACCCGCUGAACUAUGAUAUUGAGGCUCUCACCGGGGAUGAAUCUGAGUAUAUCGAAAUGGAUCUAAUGCUAGGUGUUGCUGAUCUAAACACCCCUGGGGCUGUUGCUGCUGCUGAAUUAGCGCUUGCUGGUUCUCAGCCAGUCAUCUCUCUGGAUGCUAGUAGCAGUGACUCCGACUCGGAAGAUAGCAGUGAAGAUGACAAUGAUGAUAGUUGUAAUGACUUAGAAGACGAUACCAAUGGUGAAAUUAACACGGGUACCUGCUCCCCUUUGAAGUCAAAAAGUCAAACUCUUAAUGAGAAACCGACAAAUGCAGUGCCUGAUAAAAGUCAAAAAAGGAAACGAUCAAAGAUCGUUGAGCUUUCAUAAUUUGUAUCUAUUUAGACUGCAAGAAAGCACGACAAUUACUUGUAGCAUAUGUAUGAAAUAUUACCUUCGGGUUUAAACAGUUUUCUUAAUGUCUAUUUAUCUUAACUGCUUUGUUAUUUUCUA